AUGGCACGCUUCACCCUCCUCGCCCUGGCCCUCGCUAGCACCAUUCUCUCCCCUCUGUCUACCGUCCUCGCGCACCCCGCCAACGGCCCCCGCGACACAAAGUUCGGCUGCGGUGUCGUGCCCACCGCCGAGUUCCUCGCCACAGCCAAAGAGAUGGCCGCCGAGGAAGCAGCGUCGAAAUCCGCUCUCGGGGCUCUGGCUGCCGAUGGAGCUAUUUCCGCAGCCGCGACUAUCAACGUCAAUGUGUAUUUCCAUGUCGUGGCGAGAUCGACCGCUGCGAGUGGUGGGUAUGUGACCGCGGCGCAGAUUGAGAAUCAGUUGACGGUUAUGAAUAAUAAUUAUGCUGCUUCCGGUUUCCAGUUCACCAACGCCGGUACUGACUGGACCAUCAACACCCUCUGGGCAUCUGACGGCGCCGAGUUGGCGAUGAAGAAGGCGCUCCGCAAGGGUACUUACAAGGAUGUGAACAUCUACUUCAUGUAUGCUAUCGGUGGUAGCUAUGGAUACUGUUAUUUCCCAACCACCGCUGCUACUGGAUCCGAUAAAUUCUAUUACGACGGCUGCUCCGUUCUCUACAGCACCGCGCCUGGCGGCUCCGAAACGAACUACAACCUCGGCAAGACCGUGACGCACGAAGUCGGCCACUGGAUGGGUCUCCUCCACACCUUCCAAGGCAGCUCGUGCUCGGGCUCAGGGGACAGUAUCGCCGACACCCCGCAGCAAUUGUCGGCUACCAGUGGGUGCCCAACUGGUCGUGACUCGUGCCAAAAUGUCGCUGGUUUGGAUCCUAUCCAUAACUAUAUGGAUUAUUCUUAUGAUUCUUGCUAUGACAACUUCACUCCUGGCCAGGAUACUCGUAUGCUUAGCAUGUGGAACACCUUCCGUGCUUAGAUGCGUUCCAGCUUCGAGAAAGGGGUGCUUCCAACAGCAGCAGGUGGAGAGGCGAAAUGAGAGCGAGAUUGAGACUAAGAAUUAGACUGAAAAAAUGACCAUUAGCCGCCGUUGGAAAAUGGGUUGGCUAGACUGAAUGUGUGUCACUUAACGCUUCUGUUAGUUUGAUGUUAGAAGACAGUUUGACCUCUAUGGCAAGCACAUCUCGCUUGCUAUUGUUAGGACUGUGUACAACUAGUAGGCGGAUAUCCUUAUAGCAGAGUGCAUCAAAGAGUCUAGUGUCCCCUUCCACUCUACUAGCUAGAGGAGACAAAUGACAAAGUCUAAUUAGAG
Molecule: messenger RNA, 1224 nt
Organism: Pseudogymnoascus destructans
Lineage: Eukaryota; Fungi; Ascomycota; Leotiomycetes; Thelebolales; Thelebolaceae
Exons: 5
Coding region: 1-891 (296 amino acids)
Molecular function (GO): metallopeptidase activity
Source: RefSeq, a predicted model, not a curated record